CACCACGAGCCGCCUCGCCCGCUGAUUGGCCGGAGGAGACCUGGUCUCAUUGACAACAAACCGAGGAAGCGCGCGGCCCUGGCGCCUGGCACGCAGGUGGGGGCGGGGCUGGGGCUGGCCUAAGAUGGAGGCGGCAGCGGCGGCGGGUGCUGGGAACCUGGGCUGAGGCGGUGCCCAGGCGGGGGCGGGCUCGUGCGCGGAGCCGGGAUGGAGACCCGCGAGCUGGGUAUGGAAGCCAUGGAGACCCUGACCGAGCUGGGGGACGAGCUCACGCUGGGAGACAUCGACGAGAUGCUGCAGUUCGUCAGCAACCAGGUCGGGGAGUUUCCGGAUCUGUUUUCAGAGCAGUUAUGUGGCACCUUCCAGAGCAGUGGUGGAGGUAGUGCUGGUGGAACCUUGGACCAUCCACUGCAGAGCUCAUACAGCCAGGCACAGCUGCAGUCCUUCCCAUCCACCGCUGCCUCUCCCCAACUCCAGCCUGUGCAAGUCAAAGUGCCCCAGGCAACAGCACCUGCCCCUCAGCGAUCUGCACCCCUCCUUCAGCCUCGUCCCCAGCUCCAGCCCCAGCUCCAACAGCAGACUGUGAUGAUUACUCCAACUUUCAGCUCUGCUCCCCAGACCAGGUUCAUUCAGCAACCGCUAAUAUACCAGAAUGCAGCCACGAGUUUUCAAGUGCUUCAGCCUCAAGUUCAGAGUCUGGUGACGUCCUCCCAAGUUCAGCCAGUGACCAUCCAGCAGCAGGUGCAGACUGUGCAGGCUCAGAGGGUGUUCACGCAGGCUGCCAAUGGCACCAUCCAAACGCUAACCCCUGCCACAGUCCAGACAGUAGCUGCUCCUCAGGUCCAGCAAGUUCCAGUCCUGGUCCAGCCUCAGAUCAUAAAGACAGAUUCUCUUGUCUUGACAACUUUGAAGGCAGAUGGCAAUCCAGUUAUGGCUGCAGUUCAUAAUCCGGCCCUCACUACACUGACCACCCCUAUUCAGACAACGGCACUGCAGACCUUGGUUGGCAGCAAUGGGACCAUUUUGACCACGAUGCCCAUGGUGAUGGGACAGGAAAAGAUGCCCAUCAAACAGGUGCCUGGUGGGGUCAAGCAGCUGGAACCGCCCAAAGAAGGAGAGAGGAGGACGACCCAUAACAUAAUUGAGAAGCGCUACCGGUCAUCUAUAAAUGACAAGAUCAUUGAGCUGAAGGACCUGGUCAUGGGAACAGAUGCCAAGAUGCACAAAUCUGGAGUACUGAGGAAGGCCAUUGAUUACAUUAAAUACCUACAGCAGGUCAACCAUAAGCUGAGACAGGAGAACAUGGUUCUGAAGCUGGCUAACCAGAAAAACAAGCUGCUGAAGGGCAUUGACCUGAGCAGUCUCGUGGACAACGAUGUGGACCUGAAAAUGGAUGACUUCAACCAAAAUGUUCUCUUGAUGUCUCCCCCGGCCUCUGACUCGGGGUCUCAGGAGGGCUUCUCCCCCUAUUCCAUUGACUCUGAGCCAGGAAGCCCGCUCCUGGAUGAUGCAAAGGUUAAAGACGAACCCGACUCUCCCCCUGUGGCCCUUGGCAUGGUGGAUCGCUCUCGAAUACUUCUCUGUGCUCUCACAUUCCUCUGCCUCUCCUUCAACCCUCUGACAUCCCUCCUGGAGGGCCGAGGGAUGCCCGAAUCAGACAGCCCUAUACACCAUGGCUCUGGAAGGAAUGUGCUGGCCUUCGAGUCAGGUGCUGGCGGCUGGUUUGGCUGGAUGAUGCCCACUUUGCUCUUGUGGCUGGUGAAUGGUGUAAUUGUCCUGAGUGUGUUUAUAAAGCUCCUUGUGCAUGGGGAGCCGGUGACCCGGCUGCACUCCCGCUCGUCUGUAAUGUUCUGGCGGCAUCGCAAGCAGGCUGACCUGGAUUUGGCAAGGGGAGAUUUUGCAGCAGCUGCAUCAAAUCUGCAGAUCUGCCUGUCAGUUCUGGGCCGAGCGCUGCCUGCGUCCCGCUUGGACUUGGCCUGCAGCUUGUCCUGGAACGUGAUCCGCUACAGUCUGCAGAAGCUGGGGCUGGUUCGCUGGCUACUGAAGAGGACUUCACGGCGACAGCGAGCAAGAGAGGCUGCUGCUGGUUUUGAGGAUGAGGCCAAGACCAGUGCUCGGGAUGCAGCUCUGGCAUAUCACAAGCUCCAUCAGCUCCACAUCACAGGUAAACUUCCAUCCAGCUCGGCCUACUCAGGUUUGCACAUGGCCCUGUGCGCUGUGAAUCUGGCUGAGUGUGCGGAGGAGAAGAUCCCACCCAGCAUGAUGGCAGAGAUCCACCUGACUGCUGCUGUCGGCCUGAAAACCCGCUGCGGAGGCAAGCUGGGCUUCCUGGCGGGUUAUUUCUUAAAUAAGGCCCAGAGCCUGUGUAGCUCAGAGCGGAGCGCCAUUCCCGACUCCCUGCGCUGGCUGUGUCACCCACUGGGACAGAGGUUUUUUGUGGAACGGAGCUGGACUGUGAAAUCUGCUACAAAGGAGAGUCUAUACUGUGCCCCGAGGAACCCAGCUGAUCCCAUAGCCCAGGUUCACCAGGCAUUCUGUGAGAAUCUGUUGGAGAGAGCUGUGGAUUCCCUUGUGAAGCCUCAGGCCAGGAAAGGGGCUGCGGGACAGGAGGAGGAGGAGCCGGAGCCCUGCGAAUUCUCUAGUGCUUUGGAGUACCUGAAAUUAGUCAACUCCUUUGUGGACUCCAUGGGAAGCGGGACUCCACCUUUCAAUAGCAGUUCGGUCCUGAAGUUGGCCCUGGGCCCUGAUUUGGUGUGCAGAUGGUGGUCAGCGGCAAUCGGCAUGGCAAUCAGUUGGCUCAGAGGGGACGAUGCAGGCGUGAGGUCACGUUUCACAGAAGUGGAGCGCAUGCCCAAAUCUCUGGAGAUGUCAGAGAACGCCCUGGUGAAAGCGAUCUUCCAUGUUUGCAAAGCCAUGCAGGCCUCUCUGUCGGGGAAGGCAGAUGGGCAGCAGAGCUCCUUUGGUCACUGCGAGAGGGCCAGCACCCACCUGUGGAACAGCCUGAACAUGAGCAGUGGUGUGUCUAACGCUGGCCUCAACAAUAUGAUCCAGCUGCUGACUUGUGACUUGCUGCUCUCGCUCCGCACGAUGCUGUGGCAGAAGCAGGCGAACUCAAGCCAGGCCCUGGGUGAGACCUACCACGCCUCGGCCUCUGAGCUGACGGGUUUCCAGCGAGACCUCAGCAGCUUGCGCAAACUGGCCCAUGGCUUCAGGCCCGCUUAUCGCAAGGUGUUCCUGCAUGAGGCUACUGUGCGUUUGAUGGCAGGCGCCAGCCCCACCCGCACCCACCAGCUGCUGGAGCACAGCUUGAGGCGAUGCACCGCCCAGAGCGGCAAAAAAGGUGAGCUGGACAUUCUGCCAGGACAGAGAGAGCGAGCCACGGCGAUUCUCCUGGCCUGCCGCCACCUUCCCCUCUCCUUCCUCUCGUCCCCGGGCCAGCGAGCGGUCCUGCUGGCAGAAGCGGCCCGCACUCUGGAGAAAGUGGGGGACAAGCGCUCCUGCAACGACUGCCAGCAAAUGAUUGUCAAACUGAGUGGGGGCACCGCUAUCGCCGCCUCCUAGCCCAGGGGCCGUGUGGCCAAAGCUAGCCUUGUGAGCCGUCAGACUGGACUCUCCCCCCAUUAUCCUCCCUCUUUAGAGCAGACCGUUCUAGAUUAGGGCCAUGCAAGUGGAAUCACUUGGGCCAGAGAGGGCUCUGGACUAGCCCAGGGUUAGCUUUCCUAGCCAUUGGCUGUGUUCAGGCCUGGUGGCAGGACUGGAAUCUGGCUGGUGCCGUUCUAGUCUGUGUAACCAGGCCAGCAGCUCCCCCACUCCCUUGCCCCUCACUGGGGUAAGAGAGGCAAUGCCGGUUCAGGAGGAGGGGUCAGCAAGCCCUGAGGACAGAAAAGUGCCAUUUCCUGGUGCUGGGUGGGUCUGUGUUCCGGGGACUGCUUUCCCCUCCCUCCUCUUCCAGACCGCCCGGGGGUGGGUAGGGGAGCCACCCCCCCCCCCCCCCCCCCCCCGCCCCACACAAGACAAAACCAGCAUCUCAGGCAACUCUCUACCUGCAGGCUGGCUGCUCCGGGCUGGCUGGAAUGGGGAGGGGAGAGUACUAGCACUCUCCUCAAGGCGGGAUUCACUAAGCUGUUUUUAUGGGAGCCUUUUUCUAUAGACUCGGUGUGUGUGGGGAGCUCUUCAGGAGGGGUGGUGCUUGGGGCCAGCCCACCCCACCCAGGAAUCUCCCUGUGGUUUUUAUACAGUUUUUUAUAGCGCCGUCUGUGUCUUUACAAAAUGUAGGGAACGGUUUCAGUAGAUUUCUCUUCUCCACACCCCCCGCCCCUUGUGCCUCUCCCCUGUCAGGUCACAGAGCUGCCUCUGUUGGUGGCAAAGUUCUAGUGUAAAUCAGCAUCCAUAUUGAGGGCACAAGGGUGCCUUUUUCUGGGCUGCUCAUGUGGUGAGUGACCUAGGAUGUGCAGAGACCUGGGCUGAGGCGAAGGGAGAGAACGGUCCCUGCUGGGCCCUCUUUGUUGGCACAGAUUAAAAUGGGUUUUAAAAAAAAGGUUUGAUAUUUCAUUACUCAAAAUCCUAGAUCCGGGGUUCCCCCCGCUUCAGGCUGGCUGGAUCCUCGGUGUACUAAUGCCCAGUCCUGUGACUUUGAGAGAGGGUGGGGUAGGGUAGGGGAGUGACCCAGUUUUUCCCUUUUGCUCCGCCGCUCACAUUGCCUCUAUCCAAAGACCAUGUGAAAUCAUUCCUGUUCACACCUGCGAUAUGGAAGCUAGCGCUCGGCAGGAACGCAUUGCUGCUUCUCUCAGUGUGCGUGUGCUGUGUGUAUGUGUAUAGCUAGAACUGCACUGGUACUGGGUACAAUCCUAUCCCGAGCAGGGGCCUGCUGCUCUUUGUUACCCAGAAUGGUGUCUCACUGCAGAAGCAGAACUCGCAUUUUUGUUAGAUUUUGUCUAGAUUUAUUCGGUUUUCUGCAGCAACUGCUGUUGGAGCUUCAGUUACUGCAAAGAAAAGGCUUUUACAAUACACGUGGGACCUUCUGCCGCUGUUUUGCAGCAUGUUCCUGGCGAAGGUUUUUCAAAUGCCACAGAACUAAACACCGUGGGAAUAUUGUCCACUACAGCUUUGCUAAGAUGUAAAUCUUACUGAUGUAAUUCUGCCUGCCAUCAAACCACAUGUUCACAGUGGUUCCAUACUCACCAUUUUUGAACUGCAGGGCAUUCUGGAGGCUGCAGUGAAAUGCCUCCCCCCUGCCUCCGCAUCUCUCUCACCCCUUUUGGGGGACAUUUAAUGGAAGAGUCCUAACUGUAAUUAUUUUCUCAAAUGAAAAUGUCCUUUGUUUCUUGCUGGCGUGUGGGUGGAUGCAUUCAAAGUCUUCACUCAGAACUCCUGCUUCACAUUGGCGUCAGCAGCCCAUGCUAAGUAGGACACUCAGGAGUGGUUUUCUUACCUCUGGUUUCUGGCUCCUGAUAUCUCUGUGUACGAGAGAUGUUCUAAUGCAGAUUGUAUUGGCUGCUUCUGCGUUAAACCCACAUGAGUACAAUCACGUGGUGAUACACGUACCCUGGUAGUUUGGCCCAAGAACAGAUGCUGUUUUUUAUGGCUCAGGACCACAGCUGCUUGGCUUGUCAGAUGGGCCAGAGAUACUGCUUGUUUGUGGAGAGGCUAAUGCCCACCCACCCCUCCAAGGCAGGAUGAAACUAAGACCCUGGUUUCCAAACAAACAACUCCCAUAAAGGCUUCCUGAUCUAAAGCCCCAAGCUUUUUAAUGUUUAAUCUGCCCAUGGCAUCCUCCAUGUCAUUCAAACCUCCACUGACCGGUCUGCAAUGGCAACAGUAGUGUACUAGGGAGGGGAGGAGUUCCACACCCAUCCCUGUUUGUCCAGUAGAGUCAGUCAGAGAGUCUGAGCACUCAUGGGAAGUGGUGAACCUCCUCCUCCCCUGGUCACUUCAUCUGAAGGUGAACAGAACACAGUGCUGGAGCAUUAGCUAGGGGAGUUGGGAUGGACCCCAAGAAGAUGUUGAGGGCAGUACUGAUAGCUUAAGGCUCAGUGCAGGCCGCCCUUGUGCAAAUGGUCCGUGCAUGAUGUUCAUUCUUUACACCUGUGGCACUUCUUCGGGUGUCAGGUUCCUCUCUGUGCCUGUUUGUGUGCUGUUAUUUAUGGACUGGCUGUCUGUAUCCCCCCAUCUUUUUCCGUGUAUACUGUAAUAUUUUUUAUUGGGGUGGGGGCAGUUUAUGGAUGAUGUGAAAAACUGUCUAUUUAUCCAACUGAUAUUAGGAGUGGGACACUUCGCUGUAAAAGAGAUAGCUGGUGAUGGCUUUAGGGAACCAUUUCUGCUCUCUUUGAGAGGUGCCCAGUUAUGUACCCUGUCCCAGGGCUAGAGAGCGACUGUUGCCUAAUAAAGACCGAUGGUACCACCUGG
Molecule: messenger RNA, 6405 nt
Organism: Chelonia mydas (Green sea turtle)
Lineage: Eukaryota; Metazoa; Chordata; Testudines; Cheloniidae
Gene: SREBF2
Product: sterol regulatory element binding transcription factor 2
Exons: 19
Coding region: 208-3561 (1117 amino acids)
Biological process (GO): positive regulation of cholesterol storage; positive regulation of transcription by RNA polymerase II
Cellular component (GO): nucleus
Molecular function (GO): RNA polymerase II cis-regulatory region sequence-specific DNA binding; protein dimerization activity; DNA-binding transcription factor activity, RNA polymerase II-specific
Source: RefSeq, a predicted model, not a curated record